AAUUUACCUAACGGAGAACGCAUCGAUCAUGAAGUAGGAGGAAGGAUAACAAACGGCGUCAACGGCCCGGAGCGAAUAAAGUUUCAACUGCUCGUAACCUCCGUUUAAAGAAUUACGUUCCAUCGGGAUCGAUUGGAAAACAAAUUUGAUCGAGAGAGAGAGAGAGGAGAAAGGGAAUACGACCCAUUGGAAAAAUCGGAAAAUCUACCGGGAGGACGCUCGCACGCUCGAAUCGUUCGCGGAGAUCUUCAACGAAGGACGAUGAGAUAGACGAAGGUCACGCUAGACAGAAUGACAACACCGAGUGGCGAUAACAUACUCCGUCGUUAGGAGUUCCGUGUUUCAUUCUUGAGACGUCUCGAACUACAAAUAGCUGGCGUCUCAUUAAACGAAGACAGGUAGGUGAGCGACGAGCGGCGAAGAGGGGACGGCUACGCAUCGUUCGUGUUGGUUCGCGGCGAACAGCAACGACGACAAAGGGUGGCGGACGAUGUGGACGGCGGCGCGAUGCAGCAGCAACAACACCGGCGGCAUCAGCAACGGCAUCAACGGCGAGAGCGGCAGCGGCGUCGGGGGUUGCAAUUAGUGUCGGCUCGCAACGGGCGCGCGACUACGUAACGACUGAAGAGGGGUGCGAGCAGGGUCGGCCGUUAGGGGGUCGAGAGUGUGUGCAGUGCGCGUGAAAGGGGGACAAAAUGUGGUGGCGGUGGAGUGUCGUGACGACGACGACGAUGCUGGUCUUGGCAGCCGCCACGGCGUACUCGCCGUCGGUGGAGCUAUCGGAUCUGGAUAAGCCGAUCCCGAUUGUUACUAUUGACGGUGUGGUCGGAAACAAAGCGCAGCUCCCUUGCGACAUUCGUUCCGCCGAUAACGAUGAAGUCAGCAUGGUGCUUUGGUACAAGGAAGGCACGAAUGAGCCGAUUUACAGCUUUGACGUCCGCGGCCGCCGGCAGUUCAACAACGCCCAUCUCUGGUCGUCGCCCAAGGCAUUGGGACCAAGAGCUUUUUUUAUCACGGCGACGAAUCCAGCACACCUCAGCAUCGAUCGGCUGGAGAGCAAAGACGAAGGGAUCUAUCGGUGCCGGGUGGACUUUAGAAACUCGCCGACGCGGAAACAAAAGAUGAACCUAACCGUUAUAGUGCCUCCGUCGAAGCCGAUAAUAUUGGAUGAGAAGAGGAACGCUUGGAGCAUCGAGAAGCCGUACAACGAGGGGAGCGACGUGAACCUGAUUUGCGAGGUUAAAGGUGGCAAGCCGCUCCCGAAGCUGACGUGGUACCUCGACAACAACGUGAUAGACGAGUCCUAUCACUACAACGCCGAGACCGGGGCUACGGUUAACCACUUGGCGUAUCCUAAAAUCGGGCGACAGCAUCACAAGGCGAGGUUGAUCUGUCAGGCGAGCAACACGAAUCUGGUGCAACCGCAAACCAAAGUGCUCAUCCUCGACGUGAAUCUAAAGCCAUUGGUAGUUCAAAUCCUGACGAAGGAAGCGCGAGUCUCGGCCAACAAAAAUUACGACGUGGAAUGUCGUACGAGUGGUUCACGGCCGGAGGCAAUGAUCACAUGGUGGAAGGCAAACAAGCCGAUCAAGAAGAUGGUUCAGAACUAUGCGCGCGAGAACAAUGGGAACAAUCAGAGCCUGAGUAUCCUGAGCUUCGUGCCAACUAUAGAGGACGACGGUAAAUAUUUGACGUGCCGUGUGGAAAAUCCCGCUAUACCUGACAGCGCGUUGGAGGAUAAGUGGCGGCUCGACGUGCAAUACCAGCCGGUGGUCAACUUAAGAAUGGGCGAGACUCUGAAUCCGGACGAUAUCAAGGAGGGCGACGACGUGUACUUCGAGUGCAAAAUGAGGGCGAAUCCGAAGGUGUACAAGCUCGCUUGGUUCAAAGACGGCAAAGAGCUGAAGAACAACGCCACCGCCGGGGUGGUCCUCAGCGAUCAUUCGUUGGUCCUGCAAAGCUUGACCCGCUACUCCGCCGGCCGUUACACCUGUCUCGCGGCGAACAGCGAAGGCAGGACCGAAAGUAACGAAGUGUCUCUUCAGAUAAUGUAUACACCGGUGUGCAAGGAGGGCAGAGGCGAAGUGGUGGUUGGCGCUUUGAAACAGGAAACCGUGUCGUUAGUGUGUUCCGUGGAGAGCCAUCCGGCUCCAUUGACCUACCAUUGGACAUUCAAUAAUUCCGGCGAGCUGGUGGAGGUAUCGCACCCGCGUUAUUCCCACGCAUCGGCGCCCGGCACGCCGUCCGUCGCGGACAGCCUGAAAGAGUACCAACAGUUUCACGGAUACAGACUGAACUAUACGCCAGCUACGGAAAUGGAUUACGGUACGGUGGCAUGCUGGGCGAGCAACCAGGUUGGCAAGCAACGAACACCCUGCCUCUUUCAGGUCAUAGCCGCGGGUCGUCCGUACGCUCUUCACAAUUGCACCGCCACGGAGAUGUCGGCGCCUCUGGACAUGGAGGAGCUCAGCACGAAGCCGGGGACGGGGCUGAUGGUCCGAUGCCUCGAGGGCUACGACGGAGGUCUUCCGAUAUACAGUUAUCAGCUCGAGGUCGUGGCUGACGAGGACGGGGGUCCGAUAUUGCUAAAUAAAACCGUGCCGGCGAGUCCCAACGGGCCGACUUUCGAAGUCGCGGGUCUAACCACGGGCAGGAGCUAUCGACUUUUUCUCUACGCGAUUAAUGCGAAAGGGAGGAGCGAGCCUGCCAUUCUCGAGCCAGUAACCCUAAAAGGUGUCGCUAUGUACACGACCGGCAACACCAACGCAUCGAUGCUGAAUCCGUUGUUGCUGGGCUUGGCAGCCACGGCGACCCUUUUGGUCCUGGCCGUAGCUGUAAUCGUAGUGGCGCUCUGCCGGAAGCACUUCACCGGCCGACCCGGGAGUCCAAAGCACGCUCCCAUCGUGUGCGAGCCGCCUAAUGCAGGUGCAACCACCCCGGUGCACCCUCAGACCAAGCAGACGGUCGAUGACAUCGAUCCGGACAUCAUACCCAACGAGUACGAAAGAAGACCCCUAACGUACACUCCUGUCUACAAGACACCGCCACAACGGCGGAAGAAAGAUCGCGCCACCGACGAGGACACCUCGCCGGAGAAGAGGCCAAUCGUUCAGCACGGUCUGGACUUGCCCCCGGAUCCGAUGCUGACUGACUGCUUGCCAACGCCUACCAUUAAUUACUCGCAGAAUCACGUGUCUCAGCAGAGCACUUACAAUCAUCCGCCCACGAUGGCAGAUUUCAAGCAGAUGGCGAUGGACGCGUACAAUCAGCGCAACAACCAAAACAUAUAUUAUAGCCUUCAAAGGACGAGCAAAGGGCUCUCGUCGAUGCCGCAGAGGCCCGUUUCGUCAUCAGUCUCCGCGCAAGGCAAAUUCCAUCAGCCGGAAGUGGUCACACGCUCGAAUCGGAUACAAGAGAGUUGUAUAUAAGUUCGGAGGGAUUCCCCGCGGGAUCAACCCCGUAAGCUUCUGAGACGCCAUAGUCGACGACGAUUAUAUUUACACGCGUAAAUGUAACGAGCGUGCGAACAGUGAGAGGAGCGUUGCAGAGAGAGACCCGUGGAUUCCCAAGACGCGAUCGCGAGGUUUAACGCAGCAUCUUCCCAAUAUGAGAGAAGGAGAGAGAGAGAGAGAGAAUGCGUGUGUGUUUGUUUGAAAGAAAGAGAGACAUACUUAACGUUUACUGUACAAAACCGUAGAGGCUGGUUGGGGUGUUCGUAUUGACGGGAACGCGGUCCCUCCUCGAUAUUACGUUACGCCGAUAUCGUCGCCACUAGGGGUGGCCACGUUUUCGCACAUAAUUUUGCAGGAGAGACGAGAUAAACGACGUUAGCGCGAGUCUUAGAGAAGAAGCCCCGUACACGUCCGGAAAUAUUUCUUUACUGACAUUACUGAGAUAUAAGCGGUAUAUCGUACGUACAAAGAGUCUAACCCCUAAGUAGUUAAUGUCAAUAACGAGAGAGAUGAGGCUGGGUCGAAGCGCGCGAGCUAAGGGAUGUCUCAACGACGCUUUAUACUUUAUCCAUAUUCCCGGUUUCGCGAGAGUCGCGCGCAAGAUGUCUUUUUAUAUGGACCUCACGUGAAAAUUCUUUUGGAACUUUUACAAUCUACAAACUACUUUCGAGUCGGCCUCGCAGUCUCUUGCGAGGAAAUACGGUUAGAAGAGGAGAGAAGGGGGAGAGGAAUGUGUGUGUGUGUGUGCAUGUGUUCGCGAACAGUAGCUUGUCCAGCCUUAUCCUCGAAAUACUAACGAUAUUAAUGUGAUCGUAUUCGAAGCUCAUCACUGCUCAUGUUUUUCGUACGCAAAAUUUUUUAUAACGACCCGAGGGAAAAAAAGCGUAUUCGUUCGAGAGACUUUUCGCCGAAACCCGAGAAAAUCCUCUCUUUAAGGAGCGACGUCUUCGUUCCCGAUCAUCGACGCGGUACACGGACGUGGGUUUUACUGUUUAUAUGAAACUAGUUUUUGUACAAAGAUCUAUUGUAAAUAGACACGAGCCUGGUCCUAGAGUUAUAGUCACUAAUGUCCGAAUUUCAAUCCGUUACACGUUAAGUCGAGAUAUGUCCGAUCGCGUAAGAUAAAACUCGAUGGCAUACGAAUACGAAUA
Messenger RNA from Dinoponera quadriceps, 4603 nucleotides. Its product is annotated as hemicentin-2-like. Bases 696 to 3428 code for a protein of 910 amino acids. The record is from RefSeq and is a predicted model, not a curated record. Gene Ontology annotation, molecular function: protein binding. The transcript is spliced from 12 exons. NCBI's taxonomy places the organism in Eukaryota, Metazoa, Arthropoda, Insecta, Hymenoptera, Formicidae.